Penicillium arizonense is the source of this 1254-nucleotide messenger RNA. RefSeq lists its product as uncharacterized. The transcript has a single exon. NCBI's taxonomy places the organism in Eukaryota, Fungi, Ascomycota, Eurotiomycetes, Eurotiales, Aspergillaceae. Gene Ontology annotation, molecular function: protein binding. Bases 1 to 1254 code for a protein of 417 amino acids. The record is from RefSeq and is a predicted model, not a curated record.
AUGAUGUUGGAUUAUCGCCGGACCAAGAACCUCCUGCUUACCUUGGCCUUUGCGGGGCCUAGCGGUGUGCUCGCCGACAGCUACAAGCUGGCGUAUAGUGUCCCGUUCGCACCCAAGAACACCACCAGCGUGGACCAGAGCAUAGUAUACAAUGGCACCUACUACCUCUCGGACCGCGUCAAUGGUGGGGUUCAUGUGGUUAACUUGGCCGGCGAGAAGCAAACGCAUCUUGUAUCCGGAUUCGCGGGUCUAUUCACGGCGAACGGCACCAACGAAUAUGAUAUCUCGGGGCCGAAUGGGUUGGUUGUCCUGCCGAACCGCAACGAGUUGUAUGUCGGUGACGGCGCCGGCACAGUCCGCGUCGUCGAUCUGUUCACAAACGAAAUCACGGCCAAUAUCUCGAUAGGCGUCAGUACGCGUGCCGACGAGAUGGCCUACGAUUCGAAGACUGGCAUCGUGGUCGUGACGUUGCCCAACGAGAAACCCCCGCAGGUCGCAGUCAUCUCGGCCAAAGAUCGCACCGUGACAGGGAAAGUGACCUUCCAUAAUGCGUCAGAGCUGGAGCAGCCUGCCUUCAAUGAGUUGUCCCGCAAGUUUUACGUCUCAGUGCCCAGCACCGGUACCAAUCCUGGCGGCGAGAUCGCAGGGUUGGACGUUUCGACCUUCCAGGUCACCGACAUUCUCCCGCUCAGUGAAUGCGUUCCCGCCGGCAUCGUCUUUGGAGCGGACCAGAAUCUUUUCAUCUCCUGCAGCCAGACACAGAUUGAAACGUACGACGUUGCAUUCAGUCAAGUGAUGGAUGUCUCGACGGGAAAGAUCGUGGCCAAGAUCUCCGGGGUUGCCGGCAGUGACCAGGUCGCCUACGACCCCAAUUCCAAGCUGUACUUUGCCUCCGCGUACCAGAACCAGGUCGGCGGGAAGAAGGGGGGAGCACCAAUGCCCGAGCUCGCCGUCAUUAACGCGACUAGCAACACCAUAAUGCAGACCUGGCCCACAGACAAUAAGCUCGCACACUCUGUGGCCGUGGACGCCAAGACGAACCUGGUCGUGGUGCCGCUCGUGAAAUCCGGCAUCACUGUCUACAACCUGACGACGGCUAGCUCUAGCUCUAAGCCUUUGAGCUCCUCUGGCACCGCUAGCACCACGUCAUCGACAGCUGCUGUGCACACUACCAACGCCGCUAAUCACUGGGUCCCUUCUGCGAGCUUAGUGGUUGGUGUCCUGGCACUGGCCGUUCCUUUUAUUGGAUAUUAG